This is a messenger RNA of Eriocheir sinensis (Chinese mitten crab), 3614 nucleotides long. It is a transcript of the gene Lac, whose product is annotated as lachesin-like. The record is from RefSeq and is a predicted model, not a curated record. Gene Ontology annotation, cellular component: neuron projection. NCBI's taxonomy places the organism in Eukaryota, Metazoa, Arthropoda, Malacostraca, Decapoda, Varunidae. The coding region runs from base 16 to 1257 and encodes 413 amino acids. The transcript has 8 exons.
ACCUAACCUUUCCAAAUGUCUCUCACUCUCUCCUUCACCUCCACCAACCUCAACCCUUCACUAAAACAACUCUUCUCGUCCCCAGGGUUGGCAGUUCCAUAUGUCUUUCUCCUCACUACCAAACUCCCUUCCCCAUCAACCACAACCAGCCUAACCUUUCCAAACGUCUCUCACUCUCUCCUUCACCUCCACCAACCUCAACCCUUCACUAAAACACCUCUCUUCUCGUCCCCAGGGUUGGCAGUCCGCACGCCCUCCAUCAGCUGGAUCACGAAGGAACAGGUUGUGGACAUCGGCUCCAGUGUCCAGCUCGAGUGCUCCGUCCAGUACUCGCAGGACUAUCCCGUCUUGUGGGUGAAGCGCGGGUCCGGAAGCGUGCAGGACCUCCCCAUCUCAACAGGGCCCGGGCUUAUCAUUAGGGACUCCCGCUACUCCCUCAGGCACGACAAAGGAUCCUCGACUUAUGCCCUGCAGAUUAAGGAUAUCCAGGAGAGUGACGGCGGGGACUACAUGUGCCAGGUGCUCAUCGGUAUCAACAACCGUAUUACCGCCAAUGUCAACCUGCUGGUGAGACGCCCGCCCGUCAUCUCCGACAACUCCACCAGGUCGGUGGUGGCCAGUGAGGGUGACAGCGUGGAGCUCUCCUGCUACGCCGGCGGCAUGCCCAUCCCGGACAUCUCCUGGCGAAGGGAGAACAACGCCAUCCUGCCCACCGGGGGGUCCAUCUACAGGGGCAACGUGCUGCAGAUCGGCAACAUCCGCAAGGAGGACCGCGGGACAUACUACUGCAUCGCCGAGAACCAGGUGGGCCGCGGCGCCAGGAGGAACAUCAACGUGGAGGUGGAGUUUGCCCCCGUGGUGAAGGCGAUCCGCCCCAGGGUGUACCAGGCCUUACAAUACGACAUGGAUAUGGAGUGCCACGUGGAGGCCUACCCACCUGCGGCCAUCACCUGGUUCCACAAGCAGGAGGCGCUCGUCAACAACCAGCAUUACACAGUGUCCCAGUUUGCCACCGCCGACGAGUUCACCGACACAACCCUGCGAGUGUUGAGUAUUGAGAAGAGGCAGUUCGGUAAUUACUCCUGCACCGCCACUAACAAGCUCGGCCAGUCCUCAGCCAUCGUCACCCUUAUCGAAACGACCACGCCUGUGUGUCCCCCCGCGUGUAACGCCCUCACGUACAGCGCCGCCCACACGCCCACGCCCUCCGUACUGACUGUCCUCGCCCUCUUUGCCGCUAUCCUCCUAAGGAACUAAAGAGAACACAUGGUCCCGAACAUCAGGCAUGAAGGCGUGCUAAUCUAUACUAGUGCAGGAAGCGCCCACACCUCUCCCUCACACCUUUCUCUCUCUCUCUUCCUCUUCAUCUCCUUAUGUCUUGCUCUGUCGCCUCUCCAUCUCCUCUUCUCCUCCUCUUUCUCCUCCUCCUUAUGUCUCUCAGUUUGAUGUGGAUUGGUUAGGUUAAGUUGUAUUCCACUUUUUAAUGCUUUUUCUCUGACUUUUUUUCUUUAUCUUUCUUUUUUUUUCUCCGAUUCUCUUCUUUUUCGUCUUAUCUUGCAUUCUACACCUGUUUCUUUAUUCGUUAUCUCCCCUAUUCUCCUCCUUCUACUUUUUCUCAUUCCUUUUUCCUUUAUUCUCCUCCUCAAUCUCCUCUUCUUCAUUCUCUCUCACUCCUGUUUCCUUCAUUCCUUUUUCAUUCUCCUUCUCGUUUUUCUUCUUCAUUCCUAGUAUUUCACUCUUGUUUCCUUCAUUCCUUUUACAUUCUCCUCCUCCUCCUCCUCAUUCUCUUUUUCAUUCCCUUCUUUCUCUUUAUUCACCUCCCAGUUCGCAACAACAACAAAAAAAAAGUGGAUUGAUUUACCUUCUUCCUUCCUUCCUUCCUUCCUUCUUUCCUUCCUUCCUUCCUUCCUUUCUUUCUAUCGCCCUUUCCUUUAUUGCGUCCUUUCUUUCCUUCCUUCCCUCCGUCAGUGGUGAGUAGGAUCAAGUCAAGGCCGUAUCCUGCAGGUCCUAAGGCUGGGCGAAGGAUGUCAAGAGGUCAGGACUUCAGUGUGUGUGUGUGUACGUAUGUUUGUGGACACUUGUGUAGAAAAAAAAAAAGUGGAGGUGAACAUACACAUAAGAACAAAGAUCAUUAGUGUGUGUGUGUGUGUGUGUGUGUGUGUGUGUGUUAUCCUGCCUAUGUAUCGCACUCCAGCAGCAAAGAAAGAAAGAAAGAAAGAAAGAACCGAACCGAAUCUCGAACCAGUUUCAAGUCUCAGAAGCAGUUUCAUGAGCCAAUUUCAAAGCACACACGUUCUCAUAUACCCCGUUCACAUUAACACCGAAACUAAGCCCCGCCUACUCUGAUCCAACCACCAAUCACAUUCAACCUCUCCCAGCAUCCACCAAUCACAUGCAGCCUGGGUUCAGAAGGGGGCGUGGCCUACUGAUGGAGUGGCCACUGAAAUAACAGCUGAAGGGAAAAGUGGGCGGGGCUAAAUUCUGAAAAGUGGGCGGGGCUAAAUUCUGAGCCUAGCGUGAACGGAGUAUAUAGUGAAGCUGAAGUCCACAUUAUGUAUAUAUAUGUCUGAGUGAUGUGUGUUUUUUUUCUUUUUAAUAAGGGGAGGUGGGUGGGUAUUUACGAAGUGAAUAACCUAUAACAAAGAGUAGUUUAAGUUUAGAUAAUUUCAGAUCCCCCAAAACAAGCAAACUCCAUGUGUACGAUAGUUAUAAGAGGUUUCGAUUCUCUAUGACACAGUAUUUUCAAGAGGGAGUUUGAGGAGGGAUAUAGUUCUCUCUCUCUCUCUCUCUCUCUCUCUCUCUCUCUCUCUCUCUCUCUCUCUCUCUCUCUCUCUCUCUCUCUCUCUCUCUCUUUCACCUGUCCUUACCUCACUAAUUAACCCUCUGAGCACCUGCGGCCUUCUCUCAUAUCACUUUUUAACCUUUUUUUAUUUUUUUGGUUAAUAGACCAACCAUUCCGUGUGUGUGUGUGUGUGUGUGUGUGUGUGUGUGUGUGUGUGUGUGUGUGUGUGUUUACAUCUGUCCCCUCCCCCCCUUCUCCCCCCCCCCCUCUUUGCAGUGCCUCUCAAGGUGAUUCAAGGUAAAUAGUUGCUUAAUUAACUCUUAAGGGGGUUGGCGUGUGGUUCUAACUUACCUGUAUCAUACCUGUCCCGCGUUCGAAUCCCCUUCCGUGACAUGAACGCUAAUGAAGAGAAGAAAAAAAAAUAUUGUGUAGAAAAUGCUGACGAAGAAGAAAAAGAAGAAGAAGAAGAAAAAGAGGAAGGAGGAGGAGGAGAAGAAAACAAGAAAAAAAAAAUAAUGUAGAAAAUGCUAAUGAAGUAAAAGAAGUAGAGGAAAUAAAGAAAAAAAAAACAUUAUCUAAAGUCAACGAUCGGGAAAAAAAAGCAAGUUAAACCAAUAAGCAAAACCAAUUAAACUUUACCUGGUCAAAAUCAACAGGUAGAAAGAGACAGGCGUAAUAACUGCAAAAAGCAUAGACAGUAACGUUAGAUUAGGACAGGUAAAGACUAAUUAAAUUGCCUACCUGAGCUGUCUUAGUGGUUAGGUAAAUAGGCGAUGUAGUAAUUAAAUAGCCUAUCUGUAUCACCUGUAUCAGAGCAGUAGGCUAGUUUGAG